UUAAGUCAUUAGUUUAUGUUUGAUGUUAAGGGUGAACUCAAACCAGAUGAAGCAGUCAAGGCCCUGACAAUAUUUGAGGGAAAAUUCAAUCGACUGAAGGAGGAGAGAGAAAAUGUUGCAAAAGCCAAGGAGGCCCUGGAACUCUCAGAACCAGGCCAACUUAGUGCCAGUGAGGAGAGAAUGCAGGUGGCUCAUGAAGAGUUACAGGACCUGAAGGGAGUAUGGGCUGAGCUGUCCAAAAUCUGGGAACAAAUUGAUGAACUCAAAGAGAAACCUUGGCUCUCUGUACAACCCAGAAAGAUAAGACAGUCGUUGGAUGGAUUACUCAACCAACUUAAGGAGCUGCCAUCCAGACUAAGAACAUAUGCUUCAUAUGACUAUGUGAAAAGAACCCUACAGGGGUAUGCUAAGGUGAAUGUUCUGAUUGUGGAGCUGAAAUCAGAGGCCCUGAAAGAGAGACACUGGAAACAGCUAACAAAGAAGCUCAAUGUACGCUGGGUGUUGUCUGACCUUACCCUCGGUCAUGUAUGGGAUAUUGACCUCAUUAGACAUGAACACAUUGUCAGAGACAUUAUUCUUAUCGCUCAAGGAGAAAUGGCUCUGGAAGAAUUCUUGAAACAGGUCAGUGAGGUCUGGAGAAGCUACGAGCUGGAGCUGAUUAAUUACCAGAACAAGUGUCGACUAAUCCGAGGCUGGGACGAUCUCUUCACCAAAGUCAAGGAACACAUCAACAGUGUGUCAGCCAUGAAGUUGUCACCAUACUACAAGCAAUUUGAGGAAGAUGCUUUAGCCUGGGAAGACAAAUUGAACAGGAUCAAUGCCUUGUUUGAUGUUUGGAUUGAUGUCCAGAGAAGAUGGGUGUACCUGGAGGGUAUAUUUACUGGCAGUGCUGAUAUCAAGGCUCUGCUUCCAGUGGAAACUUCACGAUUCCAGGGAGUAAGCACUGAGUUUCUGGCUCUGAUGAAGAAGGUGACACGCUCCCCGUUAGUAAUGGAUGUAGUGAACAUCCCUAAUGUUCAGAAACAGCUGGAGCGACUCUCAGAUCUCCUGGGCAAAAUCCAGAAAGCACUCGGAGAGUAUUUGGAGAGAGAAAGAGCUUCAUUCCCAAGAUUCUACUUUGUUGGAGAUGAAGAUUUGCUGGAGAUCAUUGGUAACAGUAAAAAUGUUGCUCGUCUACAGAAACACUUCAAGAAGAUGUUUGCUGGUGUGGCCACCAUCACGUUAAACGAAGACAACUCCCAGGUCACAGGGCUCCUAUCAAAGGAAGGAGAAGAGGUUGUGUUUGCCACUCCUGUUUCUAUUGCUGCCAAUCCUAAGAUAAAUGAAUGGUUGACCUUGACAGAGAAGGAGAUGAGGGUGACCUUGGCCAAGCUGCUACAGGCUGCUGUCAAGGACGUUGCUAAGUUUAAGUCUGGUCAGAUUGACCCCAAUCAGUAUCUAGAGUGGAUAGAUAAGUAUCAGGCCCAGCUGGUGGUGCUGGCCUCCCAGGUGUCCUGGUCUGAGAGUGUCCAGUCAGCCCUGUCCAAUAUCGCCGGCUCUAAGAACCCCGCGGACCUGACCGCCCUGACGGACGUCCUACAGGUAGUAGACAACACACUGAAUGUACUGGCCGACUCCGUCCUACUGAAUCAACCCCCAGUCAGGAGGAAGAAAAUGGAGCAUUUGAUUACAGAAUUAGUACAUCAGAGAGAUGUGACAAGAACAUUAGUGAAGAACAAAGUGAACAGUCCUAAGUGUUUUGACUGGCUGUGUCAGAUGAGGUUUUACUUCGAUCCCAAGAACCCGGAUGUUUUACAGCAGCUGUCUAUUCAGAUGGCCAAUGCUAAGUUUAACUAUGGCUUUGAGUACCUGGGUGUACAGGAUAAGCUGGUCCAGACUCCGCUGACAGACCGGUGUUACCUGACCAUGACCCAGGCCCUGGAGGCCAGACUGGGAGGGUCACCAUUUGGUCCUGCUGGUACUGGAAAGACUGAGUCUGUUAAAGCUCUAGGAAAUCAGCUGGGAAGAUUCGUGCUGGUCUUCAACUGUGACGAGAACUUUGACUUCCAGGCUAUGGGUCGCAUCUUUGUGGGUCUGUGUCAGGUAGGAGCUUGGGGAUGCUUUGAUGAGUUUAACAGGUUAGAGGAGAGAAUGUUAUCUGCUGUGUCACAACAAAUUCAGACCAUACAGGAGGCUCUUAAAGAUAUGGUUGGCAAGAAAGAAAAGACCUCCACUGCAGUAGAACUGAUUGGUAAACAGGUCCGAGUAAAUCCAGACAUGGCCGUGUUUAUCACCAUGAACCCUGGAUACGCCGGAAGAUCCAAUCUCCCAGAUAACCUGAAGAAGCUGUUCAGAAGUUUAGCAAUGACCAAACCAGACAGACAACUCAUUGCUCAAGUCAUGUUGUAUUCUCAAGGAUUCAGGAUGGCUGAGAAACUCGCUAAAAAAAUUGUUCCUUUCUUCAAGCUUUGUGAUGAGCAGUUGUCUCCACAAUCUCAUUAUGACUUUGGUUUACGAGCUCUGAAGAGUGUACUUGUAAGUGCAGGCAAUCUGAAGCGGGACAAGAUACAGAAAGUCCGCGAAGGAAUGCUGGAGAGAGGAGAGAAUGUAGACGAAAGGUCUAUUGCUGAAAACCUUCCUGAACAGAAAAUUUUGAUACAGAGUGUUAUGGAGACAGUGGUACCUAAGCUGGUGGCUGAAGAUAUCCCACUCCUGUACAGUUUGCUGUCUGAUGUGUUCCCCGGGGUACAGUACGACCCAGCUGAAAUGACUGCCCUCAGACAGGAGAUCAAAAAAGUGUGUCAGGAGAGGUACCUCACAUACGGAGAACAGGACGAACAAGGAUCACAGUGGGUGUCAAAGGUACUACAGCUGUAUCAGAUUACAAACCUCCAUCAUGGUCUGAUGAUGGUGGGUCCCAGUGGCAGUGGAAAGUCAAAGGCGUGGCAGGUCUUACUGAAAGCUCUGGAGAGAUUGGAGGGAACCGAGGGCGUUGCUCAUGUUAUUGACCCCAAGUCCAUUUCCAAGGAGGCUCUUUAUGGUACUCUAGAUCCCAACACAAGAGAAUGGUCUGAUGGUCUCUUUACUCAUGUAUUAAGAAAGAUAAUAGAUAAUGUGAGAGGAGAGCUUCAGAAGAGACAGUGGAUUAUCUUUGAUGGUGAUGUUGAUCCUGAAUGGGUAGAAAACUUAAACUCUGUGCUGGACGAAAACAAACUUCUUACCCUCCCCAAUGGAGAACGUCUGGCCAUUCCACCUAACGUGAGGAUCAUGUUUGAGGUGCAGGACCUUAAGUUUGCGACCCUGGCCACGGUCAGUAGGUGUGGUAUGGUGUGGUUCAGUGAAGACGUCCUGUCUCCCGAGAUGAUAUACGAAAAUUACCUCCGAACACUGAAGAAUGUGUCACUGGACGAGGGGGAGGAAGAAUCACCUAAGGUCCUCACAGGAGAGGCAGAGGAAACUCUGUCUGCUACAAUGCAGGUUCAGAGAGACUGUGCUAACAUCUUGGGUCCAUAUUUUAAUUCUGAUGGUGUGGUGAACCGUGCGUUGGAGUAUGCUAUAAGUUUGGAUCACAUUAUGGACUUUACUCGAUUGAGAGCUCUCAGUUCUCUGUUUUCAAUGAUAAACCAAGGAGUCAGAAACAUUAUAGCUUACAAUAACACUCAUGUGGACUUCCCAAUGCAGCAAGACCAGGUGGAGAAAUACAUUACAAAGUACCUGAUCUACUCCAUUUUGUGGUCUAUGUCUGGUGAUGGACGUCUAAAAAGUCGACAAGAACUCGGCGACUUUGUCCGUGGAAUCACAGACAUUCCACUGCCACCCACUACCAAUCAACUCAUCAUUGACUUUGAGGUGUCUAUAUCUGGAGAAUGGAUCCCCUGGCAGUCCAAGGUCCCCGUAGUGGAGGUGGAGACCCACAAGGUAGCCGCCCCAGACGUGGUCAUCCCCACCAUCGACACGGUCAGACACGAGGCCUUGCUAUACACCUGGCUGGCAGAACACAAACCCCUCGUACUGUGUGGUCCCCCGGGGUCAGGAAAAACCAUGACACUCUUCAGUGCUCUCAGAUCCUUACCAGAUAUGGAGGUGGUUGGUCUGAACUUUUCCAGUGCCACAACACCAGAACUGCUGCUGAAAACGUUUGACCAGUAUUGUGAGUACAGACGUACUCCCAAUGGGGUGGUGAUGUCCCCCAUACAGAUGAACAAGUGGCUGGUUCUCUUCUGUGACGAGAUAAACCUGCCAAAUAUGGAUAGAUACAACACCCAGCGUGUUAUCUCCUUCCUGAGACAGAUGUUAGAACAUGGAGGAUUUUACAGGACAUCAGACCACACCUGGGUCAAGUUUGAGAGGAUGCAAUUUGUGGGUGCCUGUAACCCUCCCACUGAUCCAGGGAGAAAGCCCCUGUCUCACAGGUUCUUGAGACAUGUCCCAGUAGUGUAUGUGGAUUACCCAGGAAAGAUUUCCCUGACUCAGAUCUAUGGAACUUUCAACAGAGCCAUGCUGAGACUUGUUCCCAGCCUAAAACCAUAUGCAGAGCCUCUAACCAAUGCUAUGGUGGAAUUCUAUCUCAUGUCACAGGAGAAAUUUACCCAGGACAUGCAGCCCCACUACGUGUACAGUCCCAGAGAAAUGACCCGGUGGGUGCGUGGUAUUUGUGAGGCCCUCAGACCCCUGGACAACUUAGAUGUGGACGGCCUUGUCAGAAUUUGGGCCCAUGAAGCCCUGAGGUUGUUCCAAGAUAGGUUGAUUGAAGAUGAGGAAAGAAGAUGGACUGAUGAAAAUGUAGAUGCUGUUGCGUUCAAAAACUUCCCCAACAUUAAUCGUGAAGCAGCCCUAGCCAGACCCAUCCUGUUCAGUAACUGGCUCUCCAAGGACUAUGUGCCAGUGGACAGAGAGAGAUUGAGGGAAUAUGUCAAAGCCAGGCUUAAGGUCUUCUAUGAGGAGGAGUUGGAUGUCCCCUUGGUGUUAUUUGAUGAGGUUCUGGACCACGUGCUGAGGAUUGACAGAAUUUUCAGACAACCUCAGGGGCACGUACUCCUGAUAGGGGUCAGUGGAUCAGGAAAGACAACUCUGUCCAGGUUUGUGGCCUGGAUGAACGGACUGAGUACCUAUCAGAUCAAGGUCCAUAACAAGUACUCCGCAGCAGACUUUGAUGAGGACUUGAGAAAUGUUUUGAGAAGAUCUGGAUGCAAGGAUGAGAAGAUAGCUUUCAUCAUGGAUGAAUCCAAUGUGCUGGACUCUGGAUUCCUGGAGAGAAUGAACACACUGCUGGCCAAUGCUGAGGUGCCAGGUCUGUUUGAGGGAGAUGAGUACACCACUCUGAUGACCCAGUGUAAGGAGGGGGCCCAGAGGGAGGGACUCAUGUUAGACUCGGGAGAGGAGCUCUAUAAAUGGUUCACAGGACAGGUGAUGAAGAACUUACAUGUAGUGUUUACAAUGAACCCCUCAACUGAAGGUCUCAAAGAUAGAGCUUCUACAUCACCAGCCUUGUUCAACAGGUGUGUCUUGAACUGGUUUGGUGACUGGUCCAAUGGAGCCUUGUACCAGGUUGGUCGUGAAUUCACAAACAAGAUAGACCUAGAGAAAGGAAACUACAUGGCUCCGGAAAAUAUUCCGGCCAUGCAUGAGCUUCCAGUCAGUCCGUCACAUCGUGAGGUAGUCAUCAAUGCCUUCGUCUUUGUCCACCUGUCUCUACAUCAGGCUAAUGCUCGUGUUCUGAAGAGAGGAGGGAGAAUUACUGCUGUCACCCCACGACACUAUCUGGACUUCAUCAACCAUUUUGCCAAGCUGUACAAUGAGAAGCGUUCUGACUUGGAGGAACAACAGCUUCACCUGAACAUAGGUCUCCAGAAAAUCAAGGAGACGGUAGAACAGGUGGAGGAGUUACAGAAAUCACUGUCUGUCAAACGACUGGAACUGGAGGAGAAGAACGCCGCGGCCAACGCCAAACUCAAACAGAUGGUAAAAGAUCAACAAGAAGCAGAAGCCAAGAAGGUGAUGUCCCAGGAGAUUCAGACCGCUCUAAUGGCACAGACCAAGGUCAUUGAUGAGAAGAAGCUGGACGUCAAGGCUGACCUGGCCCAGGUAGAGCCCGCUGUCAUAGAGGCCCAGCAAG
Saccostrea cuccullata (small rock oyster) is the source of this 6094-nucleotide messenger RNA. RefSeq names its product cytoplasmic dynein 1 heavy chain 1-like. Gene Ontology annotation, cellular component: cell cortex; cytoplasmic microtubule; cytoplasmic dynein complex. The annotation marks the transcript as partial. Lineage: Eukaryota; Metazoa; Mollusca; Bivalvia; Ostreida; Ostreidae. Gene Ontology annotation, biological process: nuclear migration; retrograde axonal transport; cytoplasmic microtubule organization. Gene Ontology annotation, molecular function: ATP hydrolysis activity; minus-end-directed microtubule motor activity; ATP binding. The record is from RefSeq and is a predicted model, not a curated record. The transcript has 33 exons.